CACAAGAAAAGCAUGACGAGAAGUGUGGUCAACCACUCGCUACUGUCAGGAGGCCAUAGCUAGUCAGUUGGAAGUACAGCGCGCAGCCCUGACCAGUACAGUCGCUAGAUUCACCUCACCUCAUUAUUUCUUCCGCGCUCCAAGCCACACUACAUCUCGACAGCACAUCUCGGAUGGAGUCGAAUCAGUCGUCCACCCAAGGCCAAGCUGCUUCCAUCAUGCUCGUCAAGGCCAACGAUCCCGCAACAACCAUCAUAAAGGAGCAGAAGCAACGCGAACUGCAGUCUCAGCCAGCGAAGGCGAGAUAUAUCUCCAAGCAAUCGAUGGCCUACAUGCACUGCUGAAGAGUUAAUGCUGCUUCUCUUGUAUGCAAUAAAUAAAAUCACCGCAUUUGCUCAAUU
This is a messenger RNA of Phytophthora nicotianae INRA-310, 401 nucleotides long. RefSeq lists its product as hypothetical. Bases 174 to 344 code for a protein of 56 amino acids. Lineage: Eukaryota; Oomycota; Peronosporomycetes; Peronosporales; Peronosporaceae. The transcript has a single exon. The record is from RefSeq and is a predicted model, not a curated record.